CGUAACUUCCUUCUUAAUUGACAUUUUCCAUACCACCUUGCCUCAUCUAACUACAUAAUAUCACGAAAGAACACCGUGUACCCAUCAAACAAUGGCCGAUGCAGUCUUUGCCUCCGACGGCAUCUGGGAUACAUACUCUUCAAAAAAUCAACAAGAUCGGAAAACCUGGCGCUCCAUUGCCGCCCAGCUUGGCCGACAACUCCUCGCCACCCCAACGCAUUUAUCCCGAGUUUUAUACAUUCCCCACCACGAUGAACAAACAGCUGACCUGAGUUUGUAUGAUGUCAGCGAUUCAUAUGCUCGUACGGUGGCCGACGUUCCAAUGGGUUCGAGCAUGUAUACAGUAAAGUUGGGAAUGAUGAAGGUACCGAAAGGUGAGGUGGACACUGAUGGUCUUGUUUACAAGGCAGGAUUCGAUGGGGAUAAGGGGUUUGUACAGGGGAUGGACAGCAGUGCUGCUGAGAUUAAAGUGAAUAUCAAGUCUAUGAGUGAAAAAGAAGCUAGCAUGUUUAUGCUCGAGAAUCAAAACACUAUCACUAGCAGUGGGGUUGCAAACGUUACCGUACUAGAGCAAUUAGAAAAAACGCCAAUACCAAUGAAUAUGACAUAUCCAAUCCCACCGUCCAAAACGCGUUACGGGGAAAUUAAACAUCCGUACUUCGAUUUCGAAAUACCAAGCCAAACUGAAACAGGAGAAACAUCAACGAUAGAAUUUGAAUGGCAGAUUCACCCCGUCGAGAACGGGAGCUUGCGGUAUACGCUUAUCCGCAUUCCGGCAACAUUAGAUACAAAGCCUAGUAUCGAAGCUAUAUAUCAUCACAAAGGAGUAGCUACUUCUUUGUCACUACCAUAUAGUGAGGGCGUCCUUUUCUUACGCCCUACCUCUUCUGUCAAUCCCAGUAUGGAUAUUUUGGUGGUGGGAAGCGUAUUGGGAAUGCUUUGGCGGCUGCGAGAGUUGAACGGAGAUGGGAAAAAAAGUCGAUUUGCAGGGCUUAAGAGCUUGAUGAAAGGAAAGUGAUAAAACCGGCUGCAGUUGAACUAACGGUAGUCGGAUACGCCUGAACCCUGCAGGGUAUGUCAAAUCUUGCAAUGUUACCAGACCGGCAUGAAGAAGAAAUAUUUUCUCUUUUCUAAUUUGAGACACGGCAUUUUGUAUGCAGACUUCCAUAACAUAUUUGUUUUGACCAUCGCAAGGGAAAUUAUGGCUAGUUCUAAGGAAAAUAAAUAGCUGCGUUCAUUGUAUCUUCCUGUAUUAGUAUUACAUGCAUAGUAGC
Messenger RNA from Talaromyces proteolyticus, 1274 nucleotides. RefSeq lists its product as uncharacterized. The record is from RefSeq and is a predicted model, not a curated record. The transcript is spliced from 2 exons. The coding region runs from base 92 to 1018 and encodes 308 amino acids. Lineage: Eukaryota; Fungi; Ascomycota; Eurotiomycetes; Eurotiales; Trichocomaceae.